Rubroshorea leprosula is the source of this 2970-nucleotide messenger RNA. NCBI's taxonomy places the organism in Eukaryota, Viridiplantae, Streptophyta, Magnoliopsida, Malvales, Dipterocarpaceae. The record is from the annotation of a GenBank genome assembly.
AAUUUGUUCUCUCCUUUUUUUUCUUUUUUCUUUUUUUGUACUAUGUUUUUCCUUUCUUAAAUUCUCAGAUUUUUGACCAUUGCUUUUUUCUCUACGUCUCUCACUCACCCUUCCUGACUGUUACUUUUAAAUUCGUAACUAUCAAGUCUUGCAACUUUCCAGGUUUGCUUUUUAGCCCUUCCUUCUCCUCUUCUGCUUCUCAUUUUUAGUUUUUGAUAAUCAAAAACCGUUGCUCCUUUCUCUUCUCUUAAAUUCUCAUCUCUAGCUAAUCCGAUUUUGCAUUUUUCAUUUCAAAUACAAAGUGCAUUCUUUUUUUGAACUAUGAAAUUAUUAUUCUUUUAUUCUUCUCAUUUUUGGUUCUUCUUCAAUUUCUUUACUAAAGGACAUAUUGGACUUUGGAUGUCUAGGUUCUAGUAGCCUUGGCACAAUCCUCAUGACUUUGGUGAUAAAUACUCAGAACUUCUGUUUUGAAAAAUUCAAAGAGGAGGUAAAAGGAAAGUACUGAACAUGGGGUGUUCCACAUCAAAGCUAGAUGAUGAGGAGGUAGUUCAGCUUUGUAAGGAUCGAAAGCGUUUUAUUAAGCAAGCAAUAGAGCAGAGAACCCAACUCGCAUUAGUGCACAUAGCCUAUAUCGAGUCCUUGAAAAGGGUAUCGGCGGCUCUUCGUGAUUAUGUUGAAGGUGAUAAGUCCCCGACGAUCUCAUUAGAAUCAUCAUUCAUUACGCCACCACUCAGGAUAGGAAGUUCUCGGUUCAAUAUCUCAGUUUCGUCCGUGUCCUUCUCACCUCCUGUUAUUCAAUCUAAGCCAACGUUAAGGGUGAAUUACUUAAGGUCAGGUGGUGCUCCAGCAGUUUCAGUUGAGGAGAGGCCUCAACCACCGCAAACAAUUUUUCGAGUUGAAACUUACUCGCCAGUGCAACGUUAUGGCAAUGAUGGGUUCUUUGCUGGGCAGUCCUCACCGAUGAAUCCUUCAUACUUCUCUUAUUCCCCAUAUGAUAGACCCAACAUGCUUCCCCCUUCACCUCAAACAUCACAGUGGGAUCACUUUUGGAAUCCUUUUUCUUCACUAGACUAUUUUGUCUAUCCAACACAAAGCAGUUUUGAUCAGGUUGUGGUGGAUGAUGAAGUUAGGGGACUAAGACAGGUUAGGGAGGAAGAAGGGAUUCCUGAUUUAGAAGAAGAUGAGACGGAGAAAGAAGAAACUGAGAGUAUGGAUGAUGUGGUAGAAGAAAGAACUAAGAAUGAAUCCAAUUGCUGUAAAGACGAUGUUCUGGUUGAAGAUGAUGAUGAUGAUGAUGAGGAUGAGGAGGAUACAGAGAGCGGAUCUGAAAAUGACCAUGAAGUAGAAGAAUUACAAUCAGAAGGGAGAACAACCAGAGAAAUAUCACAUGCUCAAACGGUAGGGCAAGUUGAAGUCAGUAACAAGGAAAUGGCAGUUGGCGAUGAUGAAGCCACAAAAGAGACACCAGGUUUUACUGUUUAUGUAAACCAGAGGCCAACAAGCAUGACAGAAGUUAUCAAUGAUCUUGACGCUCAAUUCGUGAAGGUUUGUGAUGCUGCCAAUGUAGUCUCAGAAUUAUUAGAGAGCAGCAAGGCUCAGUACACCAAGCCAUCAAAUGAACUUUCAGCCACAAAAAUGUUGAAUCCAGCAGCUUUAAUACGCUCAGCUUCGUCUCGCUCAACAUCAUCUAGAUUCCUAAUCAAUUCUUCUAAUUCAAAAGAGGAUGGCUAUGAAAAUGGCACUGACUUCUCUGAUGAAUCCUGCAUGUUUCCUGGUAGUCAUCAAGCAACCUUGGACAGAUUAUAUAUGUGGGAGAAGAAACUCUACGACGAAGUCAGGUCGGGAGAAAAGGUUCGAAUCGUGUAUGAGAAGAAAUACAAGCAGCUAAGAAACCAAGAUGUUAAAGGAGAAGACCCAUUUGCAAUCGAUAAAACAAGGAUGGCAAUUAGAAAUCUGGAUACCCAGACAAAAGUUUCGUUACAGUCAGUUGAAACCAUUACUAAGAGAAUUGAAGCCUUAAGGGAUGAAGAAUUGCAGCCUCAACUUCUGGAAUUGUUACAAGGGUUUGCUAGGAUGUGGAAAGAGAUGGCGGAGUGUCACCAGACACAAAAACGGACCUUAGAUGAAGCCAAGAUUUUACUAGCAGGUACACCUUCCAAACAGGAAGCAAUAAGACGCUCUUCCAUCUCAGUAACUGAACCUCACAGGCUAGCCAGAUUAGCUGCAAAUCUUGAAUCUGGGCUAAGAAACUGGAGAGCCUGUUUCAAGUCAUGGAUCACUUCUCAGCGAUCCUAUGUGCAUGCGCUAACUGGUUGGCUCCUUCGCUGCUUUAGGUUUGAACCUGAUAUUUCCAAGUUACCAUUUUCUCCACGUCGUUCUAGUGGGACCCUUCCAGCGUUUGGACUAUGCAUCCAAUGGUCAAGAUUUCUCGAUUCCAUCCAUGAGAUGCCAGUGCUUGAGGGGAUAGAUUUUUUUGCAGCUGGCAUGAGCUCUCUACAUGCACAGCAGCUAAAGGAUGACGGUCACCAUGCCCCAAUUGGGUCAAAGAGGUUCUCAGAGGAAUCCCUAGGGAAAAUGGACUUGGUAGAAGGCCAUCAGGUAGACGAGGUUAUGACUGAAGAGAAGCCGGCCGAAGUUGCAAUAUGGGUACUCUGUGCUGGAAUGUCAGUAGCUAUGAAUUCACUGAGUGAGUUUUCUACUGCUUCUGCUGAGGGUUAUGACGAACUUGUUAACCAAUGGGCGAGUGCCGAGCGGCCAUGUAAUUCCAGUGGUUCUGGUACAUAACCCAUACUCUUAUAUUAGAUAGUUGUAACGGGCAUCUGUAAUUAUAAACAUAGCCUACCAUGACAAGGUAAUGCAAACUGUAGGGCUACUCAUGUAGUUUUGCUUCAUUUGGGUGCAAAAGAGAGAAAUUCAUUAAAAGGGACCAAGGAAGAAUGCUUCAUGCAAAAGUAAAAAGCAGCAGCACCA